ACUAUGACUGAGCACCAAUGACAUUGUUCCCAUAGUAAUAUUCUAGGAAAACUGGAGUGAUUUUUUUCAUCAGGCAAUAGAGAUCUAAUUUAAACGGCCUUUGCUAGCCCUUUGAAAACUAUCUUAUGCAUGGGCUCCUGUUGUGUAAUCUGCACAAUGGUGACUAAUCAAAAUCAUCACGAGCUCCUGCUCCUAUGAAUCAUGAAUCAUAAAAAGAACUUUCAGAUAUAACCUCAGUAUCACUGCACAAUUAAUUCCCAGCAGAGUGAGCAGCACAUCACUAUAAUCUCACUACUGAAGUGCACAGAUACAGAUAAACCCCGGCAGGAAUGUGAUCGCACACUGAUUUCUUUGAGGAGUUGUGUAUGUACUAUGCAUGUAUGCGCAUAUCAGAGACAAAAAUGCACUGCUCUGGCGCCUCCUGUCGACAGUUAUGGGCCACUGCCGGUGCACCGAGCUGCAGAAAGAGAGGGGCAUUCUCAGAUUUCCCGAUUUCUCCCAGCCGCUGUGCCGCUUCCACAUCACGGCCGACAGCAAACCGAGACGACGACGACGACGACGACAUGAACCCAGCGUGCUUCAACCCCGCAGUCACUGCAGCCGGCCCGCGUCGUCCCAGAUUCACCUAGACUCAGACAAGGAUACAUAGCAGCUGUGGAGACGGCAGUGAAGAGGGGAAAUGGGAAGAGCCAGCACAGUAGACAGAGCCCAGAUAGACCUGUCAGCUCUGUGACACCCACACAUACCUCACGCUCUGGUCCAAGACGAGAACAGAGGAUGCGAAAGCAGCUCUGCUGAGGACAGGUCAGGAGAUUCUAUCCUGAGGGAAUGGUGCUGCUGAGAUGACCUGCGUGACCUUGCUUUCCUCAAGAGAUCAUUCUCCAAUCAAAAGGACGGUGCGAAAUCUAGCCGGGACAUGGUUGGCAGGUUCACAUGAUGGACAGGUGAUGGAGUCUUCCAUCAUCUUUCUCCACCAGUGACCCCACCCUGCCAGCCCCUCCCUUUGAGGCAUAAGUGUGUACCAGUGGUCCAAGGCCCCGUAUUUCUCUGCCAUGGUGACAUAAGCAGUGCUGCAAUAUGAGGGAGAGCCAACGUGAGACCGUCUCAUUUCUUUCUCCAGUAGCUGCUGCAGCUGCUACCUUAACGCCGUUUGUAUUUAGCUCCAUAGCAAGACUGACUUUGUUGUGAAUAAUCCCUGCUUGUCGUUUUCUACCCACACCGAGAGAGAGAGAGACAGAGAGACAGAGAGAGAGAGAGAGACUGUCCCCAAGGCGUGUUGCUGGGCCUGUGGGGCGGAGCGGUGUGGCGCGAGACGAUGCUGGGAUGCGUGACUCGCCUCCGUCGGCUGGUCCGUCUCCUCCCCCUGCAGACCUCACUCCUCCUCCUCUUCCUCUUCUGCACCGUCAGUGUCUUCAUCUCCGCCUACUUCCUGUAUGGCGUCAAGCGGGAGCUGGAGCCGUCGGGAGGGGGCGUCUCCGGGGCAGAGGGAGCGUCCGCCGACUCAGACGACCCGAGGGUCACUCCAUCCCGGCUUCUGCCCUUGCGGGGCGUCUCAGGGGGCCCAGGGGUGGAUCCUGGAGGGGCCAGGACAGAUCCUGUGGUUCUGGUGUUUGUGGAAAGCCAGUAUUCUCAACUGGGUCAGGAGAUUGUGGCCAUAUUGGAGUCUGGCCGGUUCCGGUACCGGACUGAGAUCUCUCCUGGUAAAGGGGACAUGCCCACAUUGACAGACAAAGAGAGAGGGCGUUUCACACUGGUGAUUUAUGAGAACAUUCUCAAGUAUGUUAAUUUGGAUGCCUGGAACCGAGAGCUGCUGGACAAAUACUGUGUGGAAUAUGGAGUGGGCAUCAUUGGCUUCUUCAAGGCCAAUGAAAACAGCCUGCUCAGUGCGCAGCUGAAAGGCUUCCCCCUUUUUCUCCACUCGAACUUGGGUCUGAAGGACUGCACAGUCAACCCCAAGUCCCCCCUUCUGUUUAUCACUCGAUCUGGGCAACCCCUGCCAGGUCCUCUCCCCGGGGAUGACUGGACCGUUUUCCAGUCCAACCACUCUACAUACGAGCCUGUGUUGCUGGCCAAGACCCAAUCGGCUGAGAGCAUUGCAUCGAUGGGGCAGAAUGCUGCUCUGCUCCCGUCGGUGGUGCAGGACUUGGGGCUCCAUGACGGUAUCCAGAGGGUCCUGUUCGGGAAUAAUUUGGUCUUCUGGUUGCACAAGCUGGUGUUUGUGGAUGCUGUGGCCUUUCUGACGGGGAAGAGGCUCUCGUUGUCCCUGGAGCGCUACAUCCUGGUGGAUAUUGAUGACAUCUUUGUGGGCAAAGAGGGCACCCGCAUGAAGGUGCCAGAUGUAAAGGCCCUGCUGGAGACACAGAGGGAGCUGCGCACCCAUGUGCCCAACUUCACCUUCAAUCUUGGCUUCUCAGGGAAAUUCUUUCACGCUGGAUCUGAUGAGGAGGACCUGGGAGAUGACCUGCUGCUUUCCUAUGUUAAGGAGUUCUGGUGGUUCCCUCACAUGUGGAGCCACAUGCAGCCCCAUCUAUUCCACAACCAGUCCGUGCUGGCCGAGCAGAUGUUGCUCAACAAGAAAUUUGCCAUGGAGCAUGGGAUCCCCACUAACAUGGGCUACGCGGUGGCGCCCCACCACUCGGGCGUCUACCCUGUCCACAUACAACUGUACGACGCCUGGAAGAAGGUUUGGGGCAUCAAGGUGACCAGCACAGAGGAGUACCCGCACCUGAAGCCCGCCCGCUUCCGGCGAGGCUUCAUCCACAGCGGCAUUAGCGUGCUGCCCAGGCAGACGUGCGGUCUUUUCACACACACCAUCUUCUAUAAAGACUACCCGGGCAGUCCUAAUGAACUGGACAAGCUCAUCAAUGGAGGAGAACUCUUCCUCACUGUUCUACUGAACCCUAUUAGUAUCUUCAUGACCCAUUUGUCCAACUACGGGAACGACCGCCUGGGCCUGUACACCUUUAAAAGUCUGGUGAUGUUCGUCCAGACGUGGACCAACCUGAAGAUGCAGACUCUGCCGCCUGUGCAGCUGGCUCAGAAAUACUUCAGCCUGUUCCCUUCUGAGAGAGAUCCCCUCUGGCAGGAUCCUUGCGAGGACAAAAGGCACAAGGACAUCUGGUCCAAAGAGAAAACAUGUGACCGCUUCCCCAAACUGCUCGUCAUUGGGCCUCAGAAGACAGGCACGACGGCACUCUACCUGUUUCUUGGCAUGCAUCCUGAUCUGACCAGUAACUACCCCAGCAAGGAAACCUUUGAGGAGAUCCAGUUCUUCAAUGGGCACAACUACCACAGAGGCAUCGACUGGUAUAUGGAGUACUUCCCUCUGCCCUCCAACACCAGCUCAGACUACUACUUUGAGAAGAGUGCCAACUACUUCGACUCUGAGGUGGCUGCUCAGAGGGCUGCGGCUCUCCUGCCCAAAGCGAAGAUCAUCACCAUCCUCAUCAACCCAGCUGACAGAGCUUACUCUUGGUACCAGCACCAAAGAGCCCACGAUGACCCGGUGGCAUUGAAAUACUCCUUCCAUGAUGUCAUUACCGCAGGCCACGAUGCGCCAGUUAGACUACGGGUCCUCCAGAAUCGCUGUCUGGUGCCGGGCUGGUACGCCAUCCACCUGGAGCGCUGGCUCAACUUCUACCACUCCAGCCAGCUGUUAGUCCUGGACGGACAGAUGCUAAAGACCGAGCCUGCCUCAGUCAUGGAUAAAAUCCAGAAGUUUUUAAGCCUGGCCAACAUCAUCAACUACCACAAGAUUCUAGCGUUUGACCCUAAGAAAGGCUUCUGGUGUCAGCUGCUGGAGGGGGGAAAGACAAAGUGUUUGGGAAAGAGUAAAGGACGCAGGUACCCUGACAUGGACCCUGAGUCCCAGGGGUUCCUCAGGGAGUACUAUAGGGAUCACAACAUCGAACUGUCCAAGCUGCUCUACAGAAUGGGUCAGCCGCUGCCCAGCUGGCUCAGAGAAGAGCUGGUCCACACCAGGUAGCAGCACCACUGGGAGAGACCGCAGCUCCGCACACAAUAAACCACUGCUCGACCCUGCAGGGGGAGGGAAGGAGGGGGGAGGGAGGGGACACUGCCCGAGCGUGCAAUGUCGAAGAUCCCAAAUGAUUUUUGAAAGAGACAGAAAUGUAUUCGGAUUUGAGGACGGGAUGCCCAACUAGAACUCAAAACUUACUGUGAUCUACGAGCAUAGUUGCAAUAAGCAGCUAUUAGCGCUCCCCUCUCCCCCCUGAGCUUCGAGAUGUCCUCCUGCAGGGACAAACCAGGAACAGGAGAGCCCUAACGACGGCCUCCGCCGUGUCCUGAAGAAGAAGAAGAAGAAGAAGGGAAGGCUCAGUGACGUACAGCAGGGACCUUCAGUGUUUGAUAAUCACUUCCCUGCUCUCCUUAAGCGAAACCUUCUCUUCUACGCAUGAACUUCAUCUUGAAAAUCAAAGGAAGGAAAAAGCCCGAAGGCCGUCACAGUUUCAGCUCUGGAAAACAGGUGGAAGAAGUGAUCACACAGGUGUGAGUUGUGGUGUUUGGAGCACAUUAAAAAAAAACAGGCAACAUAACAUUGACUGUGACAGACAGACGGUUAACAGACAGAGAGACAUUUGUUGCAAAAUGCCUGUGAUAAGUGAAGUGUUUGUAUGUGAGGAGAAACGGGACAUCUGGAGUCUUGACUCAGGCUGCAUGUUGUAGCCUUAUUCGAUAGGCCUUGGUAGAAUCUAGUUAUCGCAUUUACAAGUGUCAGGACAGAAUCUUUAAAAUAUUACCACAUGGACUUUUUUUGAGGGUUUUUUUUUUAUUUUUUAAAGAUUUAUGUUUGUUUUUCUUUACUCAGAUUUUGUUUUAACGUUUCUAUAAUGCUGUCGGCAAUGCAUUAUUGUAGAAUGUACCAAAACUAAACAUGUUAGCUCAGUUUCCUCCUACAGGUCAGAUGUACAGUACAGUAGACUGGUUCGUUUAAGUGUUGGGCUCAGCUUCCUUUUUUUAGUCAGUUCCACGACCAGCGAAUUGACUAAAGCAGGAACCGAAGGAUUAGAUGUUGAAAGCACAAUAUUUAAAGGCACUCAAGUGAACAUCGAUUCUGGACAUACAGGUUACUGGAAAGCACAUUAAGAAAAUGGAUCCUACUACAAUCUGUGAAGAAGAUCAUAAGCUAGCUACUGUAUGUUAAUUAAGACACUAUGGUCCAAGAGAUUCAGAUAGUGUACAGAACAAGACUGUGCAUUUCAAUUCAGUUUCAGAUUGGGUUUGUUUUGUUUUUUUUUGUCAAAACUGUAUAUUUUGUAUUAUAUUUUAUUUCAUUUCAUUUAGUGAAUGAGUUUGGGGGGGGGGGGGGAGCUGUCUCUGGGAAAAAACGUGUAAAGUUGCCAGGCGAACCGACAGUAUGCCCAGUGAGACCGUACAGACGUUUGGUUGUGGGUCGAGGUGUUACCACUGCAACUAGAUGUCAAGCAUAGAUAACAAAAAGCUGCUCUUAUUGCAAUAGUUUUGUACAAUGUUCUGAUGUAAUAACAAUGCACAUGGUGGUCCUUUUAUUUCCUGACUUUGUAAUGUACAUAAUCCGCAACCCUUGGUAGACCUAAAUUAUUGAAUGUGUUUGGGUUUACGCUCCCUCCAUCAGCCCAUUCCCAUGGUGUGAGAUGUCAGUGCUGAAGGGAGUUUGGAUGAACACAUUGUACGGAGGUUUGUCGAUAAGAUUGUCUCCUCUCAUGUCCUCUCACUGCCAACUAUUGUACAGAGGUACUGAGUCUCUCCAUAUAAAGUAUUAAGUGAUAACACAUAACAGCAACGAUGGUACUAAUCUCCUGGACUGUAUGAUAAAGAUUUGUAAUUGUUGUCAAUAAUUUUUACAGUGUAACUAAUAUUGUCAGUGCUUUUUAAUUUGCAAAUAAAACACCACUGUAUUUUUCA
This is a messenger RNA of Thunnus maccoyii (southern bluefin tuna), 5904 nucleotides long. RefSeq names its product bifunctional heparan sulfate N-deacetylase/N-sulfotransferase 1-like. Gene Ontology annotation, cellular component: Golgi apparatus. Bases 1316 to 3985 code for a protein of 889 amino acids. The record is from RefSeq and is a predicted model, not a curated record. NCBI's taxonomy places the organism in Eukaryota, Metazoa, Chordata, Actinopteri, Scombriformes, Scombridae. Gene Ontology annotation, molecular function: heparan sulfate N-sulfotransferase activity; deacetylase activity. The transcript has 16 exons.